Trichosurus vulpecula (common brushtail) is the source of this 1599-nucleotide messenger RNA. Its product is annotated as solute carrier family 40 member 1-like. The transcript has 9 exons. Gene Ontology annotation, biological process: iron ion transmembrane transport. The record is from RefSeq and is a predicted model, not a curated record. The coding region runs from base 1 to 1599 and encodes 532 amino acids. Gene Ontology annotation, cellular component: membrane. Gene Ontology annotation, molecular function: iron ion transmembrane transporter activity. NCBI's taxonomy places the organism in Eukaryota, Metazoa, Chordata, Mammalia, Diprotodontia, Phalangeridae.
AUGAUGAUGAGAGAAGGCAACGAUAUCAAAGACUGUGGAAAUAAAGAGAAACUGAGUGAAAUCGUAGGCACCAGACAAAUUAGGAGAGAAAAGAGACGUUUAGGGGCAACUUUGAACUCCCUCCUGGGGCCAAGAGUUUUGGUUUAUGUCAGCUGUGCGCUUUCUAUAUGGGGAGACCGAAUGUGGCACUUUGCUCUGUCUGUGUUCCUGAUAGAGUUAUAUGGACGCAACCUUCUUCUGACAGCGGUUUUUGGCUUAGCGGUGGCUGGCUCAGUGUUGGUGUUUGGCGUUUUAAUUGGAGAUUGGAUUGACAGAAAACCAAGAAACAAAGUGGCUCAUGCAUCCCUGUUCCUUCAGAACUCUUCUGUCACUGCCUGCUGUGUGGUCCUAAUGUUGGUGUUCUCCUACAAAAGCGAGAUUGAAGGCAUCUGGCAGGGCUGGCUCAUGGUGGCCUGCUAUGUGGCAGUGAUUAUCCUAGCAGAUCUGGCCAACCUGGCCAGCACAGCCCUGACUAUCACCAUUCAGAGAGACUGGAUCGUGGUCAUCACUGGAGACAACAGAAGCCAGCUCGCUGGCAUGAAUGCAAUGAUUCGAAGAAUGGACCAAAUCAUCAACAUCUUUGCCCCCCUCUCUGUGGGACAGGUGAUGGCAUGGGCAUCUAAUGUCAUUGGUUGUGGCUUCAUCCUGGGAUGGAAUUUGGUGUCUCUGCUGGUUGAGUUCCUCUUCCUGUCUAAAGUUUACCAGCUAGUUCCUCAGCUGGCUGCCAAACCCCGGAGAAAGAUGCAAAGACUAGUCCGGACGUGCUGUGAUGGCUGGAAGACAUAUUGCAGGCAAACUGUCUUCUUGGCAGGUUUGGGUUUAGCCUUCUUGUACACGACUGUGCUGGGCUUUGACUGUAUCACCACAGGCUAUGCCUACACACAGGGGAUCGGAGGCUCCCUUCUCAGCCUCCUUAUGGCCAUCUCAGCCUUCUCAGGUUUUGUGGGCACAAUCCUCUUUACCAGGUUAAGAAGGUCCUAUGGCUUAGUUCACACGGGCCUCAUCUCCAGCUGUCUCCACAUAGGCUGUUUGCUGCUCUGUGUGUUUUCUGUCUUUGCCCCAGGGAGUCCUUUUGAUUUGGGGAUUUUCUCUCUUCCACUAAGCCGGAACUCUUCCCUAAGUCAUGAGCCUAUCCUUCCUGGCCGCUCAACCAUCCACUGGACCAAUAAUACUGUUCUGAUGGAUGGCACACAAGAGAGCAACCAGCCUGAAUCAUAUGUCUCCAUCAUCCUGCUCUUCUCAGGAGUGAUCUUGGCCAGAAUCGGUCUCUGGUCCUUUGACCUCACUGUGACUCAGCUCCUUCAGGAAAACAUUGCAGAUUCAGAACGUGGCACUGUGAAUGGUGUGCAGUGCUCUAUGAACUACCUAAUGGACCUUAUCCAUUUUAUCCUUGUAAUCCUGGCCCCAGCCCCUCAACAAUUUGGGCUGUUGGUGUUCAUUUCUAUCAUCUUUGUGAUUAUGGGGCACGCCAUGUAUUUUGUUUAUGCUCGCAGAUACAGGAAUCAACAUCCACGUACCCAGAAAACACCAAAGAGAGACAGGGAAGCCUUUUUAACUUGA